Messenger RNA from Drosophila bipectinata, 1862 nucleotides. It is a transcript of the gene Shawn, whose product is annotated as shawn. The record is from RefSeq and is a predicted model, not a curated record. Gene Ontology annotation, biological process: mitochondrial transmembrane transport. Lineage: Eukaryota; Metazoa; Arthropoda; Insecta; Diptera; Drosophilidae. Gene Ontology annotation, cellular component: mitochondrion.
GAUACGUUAUAUUUUUAUGUGACCGUCGCCGCGACUGUUAUCGAUAGUUGCUAUCUCUUUUGCGUGUCACGGACAAGAGCUCACCACUUUGAAAACAGCUGAUCGCUGGUCAAUGGUAGCGGCAACGGAAUAGCAUCACAAGUGGAUAGCAACUUAUCACAACUCAUCGCCUUCCACAGCUUACCGAGGCUCCCGCUAGCACGUGCUCCGGCAAGACCAAGUGCGAUACCAUGGCCGGGAAUUCGUGUACGGGCCAGCCCAAGGCCACGAUGACAGACCCCCGGUUUCGCAUCCGACCUUUACAGCAAGUGGCCUCCGCCUGUUCCGGCGCCAUGAUGACAGCUUGCUUCAUGACUCCGCUGGACGUCAUCAAGACUCGAAUGCAAGCACAGCAGCAGGCACUGCUAUCAAAGAAAUGCUUUCUAUACUGCAACGGCCUCAUGGAUCACAUUUGUCCAUGCGGGCCGGACACACCCACUCCCGCUCCCUCAAAACCAUCUCCCCGCUUUUCUGGCACAAUUGAUGCGUUCAUUAAGAUCAGCCGUAGCGAAGGUCUCGGUUCCCUCUGGUCAGGGCUGAGUCCGACGCUUAUUUCGGCACUGCCAUCCACCAUCAUCUAUUUUGUGGCCUACGAGCAGUUCAAGGCCCGCUUCACAGAGUUCCACUACAAGUACCUAAGUCAACUAGACGCAGUUCGCCUGGAGACUGCGUCCGACAUUCCACUCCCGAUACCGAUGCUAGUUCCUAUGCUAGCGGGCGUUACAGCCCGCAUCCUGGCAGUGACCUGCGUCAGUCCCGUCGAGCUGAUUCGCACCAAGAUGCAAUCACAGCGCAUGACGCACGCGGAGAUGUUAGGCACCGUCCGCCAGGUGGUGCAAUCCCAGGGCAUUUUAGGUCUGUGGCGCGGCCUACCGCCAACAAUUCUGCGCGACGUACCGUUCUCAGGCAUCUACUGGACUUGCUAUGAGUUCCUCAAGAGUACCUUCAACGUGGUGGAGCCGACGUUUGGAUUUAGCUUUGCAGCUGGAGCUAUUGCGGGAUCGAUGGCCGCCACUAUUACCACACCCUUUGACGUUGUCAAAACUCAUGAACAGAUUGAGUUUGGCGAAAAGUUCAUAUUCUCAGGUAGGCUCCUGGCUGCCCAACUUGCCGCCACCGGCUCACAAUCGCAUUCACACAUUCACAAUGGUUCGGUUUGCAUUACGGCAGAUAAUCCACCCAAACAAAUGGCCACCCAAUCGGUGAUGUCGCGCCUGGCCAGCAUUUACCGCCUGGGCGGUAUUCCUGCUAUCUUUGCCGGACUGGGCCCUCGACUCUUCAAAGUGGCACCUGCCUGCGCUAUCAUGAUAUCAUCGUUCGAGUACGGGAAAUCAUUCUUUUAUCACUACAACAUCGACCAGCACAACCGUCACAAUCCCACGGCCCAGGUGGGUGCGGGAGGUCGAGCAAAAUUCGACUAGAGCCCGUAUCGUUGUCCCCGUGAAUUGAUGUAAAUAUGUAAAUUAAUGCCAAAGUUGCCAGGAAAUAGGAGGGCAGGCAUCGUUGGCCUGGUAUUGGCGACCCCCUCGCCAUUGUUAAAUUGUUAAGUGAAUCAAAAAUUAUCUGUUUUUCUCAGUUUGGAAACAGUAGUCCCGACAAACCGGUCAAUUCCCACCAAGAUUCCUCUACAUUUCGGCAUUAAAAUAAGAAGAGGCUGGUACUGACACUGCAUCCACGAAUUUUUCGGUUUCUGAAUAAUGGCGGAACAAUCCCGGUUCCCCAAAAGUCAUAAUCGCACAUUAUAAACAGUUUUGGCUGUAAAUAUUGGCUAUAAUAUUUGUUAAAUAUGUUCAGAGAAUGAAAAAAUAUAAUUUUUAAAUCAA